This is a messenger RNA of Hypanus sabinus (Atlantic stingray), 3019 nucleotides long. RefSeq names its product alpha/beta hydrolase domain-containing protein 17B-like. The transcript is spliced from 4 exons. Bases 207 to 1082 code for a protein of 291 amino acids. Gene Ontology annotation, cellular component: plasma membrane; endosome membrane. Gene Ontology annotation, biological process: protein depalmitoylation. The record is from RefSeq and is a predicted model, not a curated record. Lineage: Eukaryota; Metazoa; Chordata; Chondrichthyes; Myliobatiformes; Dasyatidae. Gene Ontology annotation, molecular function: palmitoyl-(protein) hydrolase activity.
ACAUCCGCCGCCGGGGCCUGCGUCACGUCCGGCGGCGGCCAGCUGUGUUCGCUCAUCGCCGGGAGAUGGAGGAAAAGGAUGUGACCUGACAAAGGAGCCGCUCACACACACAGCACAGCCCCGCCGCGGUCGCCCCGAGUCCGGCCCCCUUCCCCUUCUCCCGUCGGAAUCGGCAGGUGGCAGGCCCCUCGGCCGCCGGCUCCGCCAUGAACGGCCUGUCCCUCAGCGAGCUCUGCUGCCUCUUCUGCUGCCCGCCCUGCCCGAGCCGGAUCGCCGCCAAGCUCGCCUUCUUGCCGCCCGAGCCCACCUAUGUGGCGGUGGCCGACGAGUCGGGCAGCUGCUGGACCUUGCGCUUCACCGAGCGCGCCGAGUGGCAGUACGGCCAGAGGGAACUCGACUGUACCGACAUCUUCCUCACCCGCACCAGCCGGGGGAACAGGAUCGCCUGCAUGUUCAUCAGGUGCUCGCCCACUGCCAGGUUCACCCUUCUCUUCUCUCAUGGAAAUGCAGUGGAUUUGGGUCAGAUGAGCAGUUUCUACAUCGGUCUAGGCACCAGAAUCAACUGUAACAUCUUCUCCUAUGAUUACUCAGGGUAUGGAGUCAGCAAUGGGAAACCUUCUGAGAAGAAUCUGUAUGCAGACAUCGAUGCAGCAUGGCAAGCAUUGCGGACCAGAUAUGGCAUUAGUCCUGAGAACAUUAUACUGUAUGGGCAGAGUAUUGGUACAGUUCCGACUGUAGACCUGGCUUCCCGAUAUGAAUGUGCUGCCGUUAUACUGCAUUCUCCUCUGACCUCAGGAAUGCGAGUGGCGUUCCCAGAUACAAAGAAAACAUACUGCUUUGAUGCAUUCCCUAACAUUGAUAAAAUCUCCAAAAUCUCAUCUCCUGUGUUGAUUAUCCAUGGCACCGAAGAUGAAGUGAUCGACUUCUCUCACGGCCUUGCGUUGUAUGAGCGUUGCAUGAAGGCAGUGGAGCCAUUGUGGGUGGAAGGGGCUGGUCACAAUGACAUUGAACUCUACAGCCAGUACCUGGAACGCCUCCGAAAGUUUAUCUCAUAUGAACUGGUGAAUGUGCAACGGAAUUGAACGCAACCCAGAACAAAGAUUUUGGAAAGUCUAUUUUUUCAGGAGAACUUUGGAUAGUAUCAGAAACACAAACACAACCAUGAUUUUUUUUUAAUUCACAUUGGGUGCUAGUACAGGUAAAGCAUAGAAAACAAAUGUGAUGCAACAAUUAGUCUCGACAAUUUUGCUAAUUAUUUACAACCAUAGUAAAUAGUUACUUUUCUAUUUGUAAGUAAUUGUAGGAAUGAAGCAAGAGUAAAGAUGAAUUUGUCCCUUUUAAGAUGAGGCCCUUUAAUGCAAUAUGUUUGGUAAUUUUGGCUAAUGAAUAGAGAAUUGUAGUGUAUUUUGAACAUUUCUGAAUCAAAUACAGUAAGUCAUUCUUGGGUCACAAUUUUUAGAUGGCUAUUACCUCAUCAUAAAGAAAACGAGGUUGUUUUCUCAAAAAUUAGCCAAAACGACCAUGGUAUCUGCAUUACAAAAUUCUGCUCUUAAGAGGUAACUCCACUCUUCGAUUUUCUCAUCCUUUAAUAUUGAGAAUGUUUAUCUGUCAUAUUGAUAUCAGCUGGUUGUGUUUCAUAGCCUCUCCCAUUACUCCUACAUAAACUGCCAUCUCUUAGCUCCAUUUAAAUGUGCUGAGGAGUAGGGAGGAUUUUGGAACUUGCUGCCAGGCUGCAUAGAGUUGUUUUGGUAGUGCAAGUUAGAAAUAGCAUAAUUAAGUAUGGAGAAAGAUGGCCCAAGACUGUGAUUAAGGAAAUCAUGAUUGUGGAGGAACAAGCCUGUAUAGAAUUUGCCAGAUUGGUGGGGGUGGGGGGAAGAAAUAUCAAUAUUCACUAAAAUUUAUUUAAUAACUACUAAUAAACGUGGUUCGGUUUAAGGCUGUGAAUGUUCAGUUAGUUUCACAGCUCAAUGUAUCAAGUGUUCACACAUUAUUACUUCUGCCAUUCCUGUAGACAAAGGUGAGGUUUAUUCAGUGUCAAAUGGGGUGCAUUUUCAAUAUCUGGUGCAGUCGACCACAUAGCCAACCAUGCUGCUUUUGACAGCACAGAUCUCAUGCUGUGAGAAAGCUUGGGGCACCAAGAUGUCCAUCAACUGGUUGGCAGCAACUUGGUAGCUCCAUUAAAGUUUGUGUCCAUGCUUAUGGCUUCCAUUUCAUAUUGCAAGCUGUUUAAAGCAAUCAAUAAUAAAUUGAUUCUGAGAUCCAUCUUUAUGAAAUUUCCCUUGUGGUUCGGUGGAUGAGUGUACUGCACAGUUUCAAACUGAGCCAUAUAGACCAGGAGGCAGAAGGUUCCUGGAUCUGAGUGUGUGCUGAGUUAGAUGAUCUCAGCUGUAGUGAGCUUAGACAAAUUUGAAAUCUCACUCCUGUGGCAUUGGGAUGGGGGGGUGGAUUAGCUAGGGUUUUCGCUCCUGAUUGCUUUCCAUUGACUUUUACUAGAUAUCAUGCAAAUCUGUGGGUGUUAGGUGAGGAUAAAAACAGGCAUGUCUCUGACUUCCAACCCACCUUCUUUUUCUCCCCCCCCCUUACAUGGUCAGUGCUUGCACUCGUCACUUGGACGAGGUGAGGGGCAGCCGUUGCAUGUGGAGCUGUGUCCCAGCAUGAGUCGGGCGCUCUCAAGAGAGGGAAGAACGGAACUGGAGAGGCGAGGAAACAACAGUCCAUCUCAUACUUGCUAACACUCAGCAAGACUGAAUCCAGUAAAUUAUCUUGCAAGAUUGCCUGGAUAAUAGAUAUAACUGUAAUAUAAUGAACAGAAUGAUUAUCUAUAAGUGUACAGUAAAUCAGUUUUAAAUCUACACUACUGCUUGUUCACAUUAUGUUAAAUGGACAAUUUUUUUUGUAUCUUUUUCAAUCUGUAAACACUAGAACCUGGAGCAACUAAAAAUGGCUGAUAUCCACUAAUUUUAUAAAUAUCAGCAAAUAGUAGAACUGAAAAUGAAAUAAACAGGAUCUUUACCCGGAA